Molecule: messenger RNA, 1324 nt
Organism: Salvia miltiorrhiza (redroot sage)
Lineage: Eukaryota; Viridiplantae; Streptophyta; Magnoliopsida; Lamiales; Lamiaceae
Product: glutamine synthetase nodule isozyme-like
Exons: 11
Coding region: 113-1183 (356 amino acids)
Cellular component (GO): cytoplasm
Molecular function (GO): glutamine synthetase activity
Source: RefSeq, a predicted model, not a curated record
CUAUAUAUACAUACUAGCAAGAGGAGUGUGAUAUUUACAAAGCAAAGCAACUUCUCAUUAAUUUUGAUUAUUUUCAGACUGUGUGUGUGUGUGUGUGUUGUGUGUGCAAAAAAUGGCUCUGCUCAACGAUCUCACCAACUUGAAUCUCUCCGACUCUACUGACAAAAUCAUAGCAGAAUAUAUAUGGAUUGGAGGAAGUGGGCUAGAUCUCCGAAGCAAGGCCAGGACACUGACGGGACCCGUUCGCGAUCCGUCGGAAUUGCCAAAAUGGAAUUUCGACGGAUCCAGCACCGGCCAGGCGCCGGGGGAAGACUCUGAAGUCAUCAUCUAUCCUCAGGCAAUUUUCCCUGAUCCUUUCAGGAGAGGAAACAACAUUCUGGUGAUGUGUGAUGCAUACACUCCGGCGGGGGAGCCGAUUCCCACCAACAAGAGGCACAACGCGGCUAAAAUAUUUAGCCACGCUGACGUUGUUGCUGAGGAGCCAUGGUACGGCAUAGAGCAGGAAUACACAUUGCUGCAGAAGGAGGUGAAGUGGCCUUUGGGUUGGCCGGCCGGCGGCUUCCCGGGCCCACAGGGGCCCUACUACUGCGGCAUCGGUGCGGAUAAGGCCUACGGGCGCGACAUCGUAGAUUCUCACUACAAAGCAUGUCUCUAUGCCGGAAUUAACAUCAGCGGCAUCAAUGCGGAGGUCAUGCCGGCCCAGUGGGAGUUUCAAGUAGGGCCUUCUGUGGGAAUCUCUGCAGCUGAUCAAGUAUGGGUGGCUCGUUACAUCCUUGAGAGGAUAACAGAGAUCGCUGGGGUUGUCGUUUCCUUCGAUCCAAAGCCUAUUCCGGGAGAUUGGAAUGGUGCGGGUGCUCAUACAAAUUACAGCACGAAGUCGAUGAGAGGAGAAGGAGGGUAUGAAGUGAUAAAGAAGGCGAUCGAAAAGCUCGGACUAAGGCACAAGGAGCAUAUUGCCGCCUACGGCGAGGGUAACGAGCGCCGCCUCACCGGCAGGCACGAGACCGCCGACAUCAACACCUUUUUAUGGGGUGUGGCGAACCGGGGAGCGUCGAUAAGGGUUGGGCGGGAGACAGAGCAGGCGGGGAAGGGGUAUUUCGAGGACCGGCGGCCGGCGUCGAAUAUGGACCCCUACAUCGUCACCUCCAUGAUUGCGGAGACGACGCUCCUUUGGAAGCCCUAGUUUUACUAUGUAUCCAUUUCAUUUCAGUUUUUUUUUUUUUUUUUUUUGUAAUAACACUUUCAACUUUCUCACUUAAUUAUUCGCCCUUGUUUCAUUAUUUUAAUUCACUUCACCUUAUUAUAUCAACUUCAAAUAACCUCA